AUUUUUAAUUGGAUUUGGUGAAGCUAAAUAAAGUCAUCAACCUCUUUGGUAAGCAAAACUUUGAGGCACUGACUCAUUAUUGUUACAUGUGCCUGUUAUGCACUAAAUUAUCACUUACUGUAGUUCCUCUUAUACUAUUCAGUGCAUAGUAAGCUUCUUCCACCUAAUUUCUGUCUGUGGGGACUUUUUCUGCUUCACCCCAUUCUAUAUCAACGGUCUUGAGGUCUUCGUGCCAGGACUAGAAGGAUCUUCUCUGCCUACUUAUGCUGGUCUUUGGUCUCCAGUUUAUCGCAGGCUUCAGGAUCCGUUAAUCAUGUAAUUGGAGCGUGUGUCCCGCAAUACGCAUAUGGUGCAACCUUUAACAAAGGAUAUAAAAAUAAAAACAGAAGCCUUAAUCUUAGUCAGAGUCAGUAACAUCAGGCGGUGAGUCAGUUGGAUGGAGGGAGAAGACUUCCCGGCAACAUCCACACAAACUGCUACAGCUACUGGGUUUAUGGAGGUCUUCAGCACAUACGAAACAAUAAUCCUUUCAACAUGGAGGUGUGUGUUGAUUCAUGGCCAGAUUUCAGAACAGUUGUCUUGCGGUGUCAGAGACAGUUUGUUACAGAUGACAAGGACGCUUUUUCCAAUCCAUAUGCAAUGUUUGCUAAGGACCCAGCUGAGUUGAAGAGAAUGCUACAGGAAUUCAAAGUAAUUGAUUGGAAGCAAAGCCUUCUGGUAAACGGUAUUCCAGGUUCCUCCUUUGAUAUUUUACAAGAAGUGGCUGAUGCAAAAAAUUUGACAUUGGAGCAUUUCAUGAUACCAAGCAAAGUGUUUAUUCAUCAUAAUCCAGAAAGCAUUACUGACGAUGGUCGGUUUCACAAAUCAUCAAAGCUGUCCAGUGACACCAUGUUCCUUGCAGAGCUCAUUAACAAACAUAUAGGCUACGGUGGAAGUGAACAGAGCCUGAAUUAUAUAAAGAAGCGUAUUGAACUUUUCCCAUCUGUUUGCAUGUCUGAUGACGAGGGUCGUCUUAUGGGAUGGAGUCUGACUGAUGAACUGUCCGCAUUCAGGAUGGGUUACAUCCUUCCAGAGUUCAGGAACAAAGGCUGUAUGACGGCAAUUGUCACAUUUCUGGCAAAGGAGAUGCAUCGUCGGGGACUUCCAGUCUACAACUUUAUUGCAGAAGAGAAUACUAUAUCCGCUUUGUUUUCUAAAAGUUUUGGUAUGACAGAAUAUCCGGAUAUUUACUAUUAUCUCAGGAUGACUCCAAAAAAAAGGAGCCUAUGAGAG
Messenger RNA from Polypterus senegalus (gray bichir), 1272 nucleotides. Its product is annotated as glycine N-acyltransferase-like protein 3. Lineage: Eukaryota; Metazoa; Chordata; Cladistia; Polypteriformes; Polypteridae. Gene Ontology annotation, molecular function: glycine N-acyltransferase activity. Bases 535 to 1269 code for a protein of 244 amino acids. The record is from RefSeq and is a predicted model, not a curated record. Gene Ontology annotation, cellular component: mitochondrion. The transcript is spliced from 5 exons.